AUGGACGGUAAAAUAUCAUCGGUAUUCGAAAAAUACUUUUCGCCUUCACCGCUGGUGAACCAAAUAAGGAAUUUUGUCAAUCGGCAAAUAGACGAGCAAACGCCACAAAACGUAAGCACACAACCAACCGCUGUAGCGAAACUUCACAGUAAUAAUGUAGUGAACGGCACCACUCCGAAACCCAUCACAAGCAACGAAAAACCAACGGAAGUCCAAGUACAUCCACAACCCACUCAGCCUGCCGAUAGAAACUUAGUGCACGUUACUAAAGCACAGAUGAAAGAAUUUCAAGAAGCUUUUAGGUUAUUUGACAAAGACGGUGAUGGCAGCAUCACUAAAGAGGAAUUGGGUCGAGUUAUGCGGAGUCUUGGACAGUUUGCUAGAGAAGAAGAAUUGGAGACCAUGUUACAAGAAGUCGACAUUGAUGGCGAUGGAGCUUUCAGUUUUCAAGAGUUUGUAGAAAUUGUGUACAAUAUGGGGGGUACAGCAGAAAAGACGGCGGACCAAGAGGAAAAAGAGCUUCGAGACGCAUUUAGGGUAUUUGACAAACAUAACAGAGGAUACAUAAGUGCGUCGGACUUGAGAGCUGUCCUUCAAUGUUUGGGUGAAGAUUUGUCAGAAGAAGAAAUCGAGGAUAUGAUCAAGGAAGUAGACGUGGACGGAGAUGGAAGAAUCGAUUUUUACGAAUUUGUGAAUGCCCUUGGAGAACCAGGAGAUGAUUAUGAUGAAAACGAUGAAGAUGAAGAAGACAUUUACCCCCAAUUGGACAUUCAAACAUAG
Molecule: messenger RNA, 780 nt
Organism: Macrosiphum euphorbiae (potato aphid)
Lineage: Eukaryota; Metazoa; Arthropoda; Insecta; Hemiptera; Aphididae
Source: the annotation of a GenBank genome assembly